This is a messenger RNA of Marmota monax (woodchuck), 2731 nucleotides long. RefSeq names its product arylacetamide deacetylase (gene Aadac). NCBI's taxonomy places the organism in Eukaryota, Metazoa, Chordata, Mammalia, Rodentia, Sciuridae. The coding region runs from base 184 to 1365 and encodes 393 amino acids. Gene Ontology annotation, cellular component: membrane. The transcript has 5 exons. Gene Ontology annotation, molecular function: carboxylic ester hydrolase activity. The record is from RefSeq and is a predicted model, not a curated record.
UUCACCCGGAUCCAUGCUGGGUAACAGUGGGGUUUAAACUUUAUCGAGCUUCUUGUUGGCCAGGUGCACAGCUCUACAUUCAGGAGGUAAAGGCCAGCUCCUGGCUGUCACAGCUCAGUGGCAGGCACAGCGAGGGAGGCAUCUUCUGUGUUCCUGAAGACAGGGAGGCCAAGAAGCAGCAGCAUGGGAAGAAUGUCAUGGUUUCUUCUUCUCCUGGGGGUCCUGGCCGCAUAUUGCAUCUACACGCCGCUCCCAGAGAAUAUUGAGGAGCCGAUGCUGACCAACACACCUCUGAAAGCUCUUGCACAUUUGGCUACAUUUCUGGGACUUGGCCGUUAUUUUGAUUUCUUCAUGCUCAUGAUGAUAUUUCCAGAAGUCCCACCAACUUCAGAUAAAAAUGUCAUUGUGACUGACACAAAAUUCAACAACACUCCUGUCCGUGUGUAUGUGCCCAGGAGGAAGUCAGACACCCUGAGAAGGAGUGUGUUUUACAUACACGGAGGGGGCUGGAGCUUGGGAAGUGCUGCUUUCAUAAGCUAUGACCUGCUGUCAAGAAGGACAGCAGACAGAUUGGAUGCUGUCGUCGUAUCGACCAACUACAGAUUAGCACCUAAGUUUCACUUCCCAGUCCAAUUUGAAAACGUAUAUGAUGCCAUAAAGUGGUUCCUGCGCAAAAAUAUUCUUGAAGAGUAUGGCGUGGACCCUGGGAGGAUCGCUGUGUCUGGAGAUAGUGCAGGGGGGAAUUUGGCUGCCACAGUGGCACAACAGCUCUUGGAUGACCCAGAUAUCAAGAUCAGACUCAAGAUCCAGUGUCUAAUUUACCCUGCCCUGCAAACUCUGGAUGUGGAAACGCCAUCCUAUCAGGACAACGCACACAUGCCAGCUCUGCCCAAGUCUCUCAUCAUCUGGUUCUAUAGCAAUUACAUCACCAGUGACAGUGCCCUGAGGAAGGCCAUGAAACAUAACCAGCACGUGCUGGUGGAGGCGGCCCCCCUCUUCAAGCUGGUCAACUGGAGCUCCUUGCUCCCCGAGAGGUUCCUCAAGGGACACGUGUAUAAGGCUCCAACCUUCGGUAGAUCUGAGUUAGCCAGAAAGCAUCCUGGAUUCCUGGAUGUGAGGGUCGCGCCUCUGCUGGCAGCAGACAGCAAGCUGCGGGACUUACCGCAGACCUACCUGGUCACCUGUCAGUAUGACGUCCUGCGGGACGAUGGGCUCAUGUAUGUGCGCCGCCUGCGGGACGCCGGGGUUCCUGUGACCCACAACCACGUGGAGGACGGCCUCCACGGAAUCCUGUCCUUCCCCGUGUUCAAGAUUUACUAUAGGCUGAUGGAUGAGUACAUCCGGUGGCUGGAUGAAAAUCUAUAGUAAAACAUGGAGAGGUGGUUUUAAAAGGAAACCAAAUCUCAAAAUCUCAGAAAAUCUUCAGCGGGUGGACUUGGCCUUUCUUGGAGUGGUCUAUUUCAAGUUCACAUGUAGUAUGCUUCUUACUGUGAUGGAUGGGCUAUGAUUUUCUUCCUUUCUUUUAGAGGUUUCACUCCAUUUUUCCACAUUGUCUAGUGCUAUUUCUGGCAUUUUCCCUCCUACAUUGUUAAUCUUACUUUUUGAAUAUCUUGCUUUAUUACUUACUGUCAUCUGGUGUGUGUGUUUUGGCUUCUAUUCACAAGUACAGGAAGAUAAUAAAAGGAAACAUUGCCAUUGGGAGAAAGGUCAAGAUUUUAAUCAAAGGAUAUUUGUGGUUUGAAGCACCUCAAGUGAGGUGCCCCUUUUCUCAGAGCGGAGCCACUUAUUACCCCUACCAACUGCUCUCCUCUGAAGCACCUCUAGAAUCCAGCCAGCAAGUGUCACACUGCUCAGUGCUGAUAAUCAUGGCAGUACUCUGAGGAAUCAGCUGCUUUGUAUUUGGGGAAAGGUAGAGAAAUUGGAGUCCCCUAGAGACUGAAGAGGUCUUCAGAAUGGACAGUGACUUAGUCAUAGACAAAUAAUACACUAUGCAAGUAGCCGACCAGGAAUAGAAAAACUACAGAAAAAAAAUCAAUCUGUGAAAAGCCCAUCCUGACAUUACAAAGAGGAAGGCAGGACAAAAUGGAUUACCUCAAGCCUGAGUAGAAUUAUUGGCAGUGACUGUGAGCUAUGUAAUGCAUCCAAAUUAGGAGGAAGCACAGUCACAGGUGUUGGGGGGUGGUGCAAGGAGCUCCUUGCAGGCACAGACCCCAGACUUUUCUCUGUGUACUUUACCAUCCUCACUGCAGGCUCUUGUGUUUAUACUUACAAUUAUUAUACUUCUGAGUACGACUUGAAUAGUCUAGGCAGAGAGGGGCUAAAACCAUAGGGGUACCUUUGAGGCCACUCCAAUUUAUCAGGAAAAUGGCAGCGACCUUAGAAACUGCAAACAAUAGAUUCCUUAUAUUUUAUUUCCCAGGACAGUGCCACAAGAAAUUUGGCCAAGCCAAAGUUUUGUAAUUGGGAAAAUUACCUUUUAUUAUGUGAAGAAAUAAAAUAAGAAGAAGUAAUUCGUAGAAUAUGCCACAUAGAUCAAUAGCAAUAACUUAUUAAAUAGCUAUUGUGGAAUAAUUAUUUUCUGAAUAAGUGGAUAAGGUCAUAUUUAACAGGAAAUGCAAUGAAUAAAGAAAUAAGUGGAAUAAUUAUUUUCUGAAUAAGUGGAUAAGGUCAUAUUUAACAGGAAUUGCAAUGAAUAAGGAUAUAAGUUGGGUGUGUGGUUCCAAAUUUCUAU